Molecule: messenger RNA, 1713 nt
Organism: Microdochium trichocladiopsis
Lineage: Eukaryota; Fungi; Ascomycota; Sordariomycetes; Xylariales; Microdochiaceae
Exons: 3
Coding region: 170-1351 (393 amino acids)
Molecular function (GO): nucleotide binding
Source: RefSeq, a predicted model, not a curated record
GCUCCUGCUCCCAAGCACUAAAGAAGCUUCAAGAUCUGUGGUUUCGCAAGAACAAGAACCAAUUCCUGCCCAGUGCUCGAGAGAUACUGGCUGGCCGAAAGUCUCUGUCAACGCGGACAGCGAAUUGCAAGCGGAUUCACUCUACUUCACCACGGCCUCGAAACUCACGAUGGCGCCUGAAACGUACACCCUGAGAUGGGGUAUCAUGGCCACUGGUGGCAUCGCCCAGACCUUCGUCAAGGACUUGCUCACCAACCCAGCUAUCCGAGACGUCCAUGAUGUUGCUCACAAGGUCGUCGCCGUGGCCUCGUCCCGAUCCAAGGACAGUGCUGUUUCCUUUCUCGACAAAGUCAAGGCUCCCGAGGGCGCCAAGACAUACGGCUCCUACCACGAGCUCGUGGCCGAUCCGGACGUCGACAUUGUAUACGUCGCCACGCCGCACUCUCACCACUUCCAGAACGCCAUGCUGGUGCUCGAAGCUGGCAAGAAUGUGCUCUGCGAAAAGGCACUCACCGUCACAGCCUCUCAGACGCGCAAGCUCAUUGACAAGGCUCGGGAGAAGAACGUCUUCUUCAUGGAGGCUGUCUGGACCAGAUACCAGCCUCUGAGCGUCAAGGUGCGCGAGAUUGUCCAGUCCGGCGUGCUUGGGCCCGUUCACAGGGUCAUUGCUGAUCUCUCCUUUGCCUCCGGAAAGGAGGACGGGUCUCUUACCUUUCCCAAUGAUCACCGCAUGGUCAACAGGGACUUGGCAGGUGGUGCGCUCCUGGACCUCGGCAUCUAUUCACUCACCUGGGUCUUCCAAAUCCUGUACCAUCUGCAACCCGAGGCUGAGAAAGAGUCGCCCAAGACGGUGGCAGCUAUGAACCAAUACGAGACAGGUGCGGACGAGUCGACCAGUAUCAUUGUCCAGUUCCCCAAGCACAAGACCAUGGGCAUUGCCACGACAAGUCUUCGGGUGCCAACAAACUAUGACGCGUCUGGCAGCCUGAACCCAGCCAUCCGAAUCCAGGGGCCACUUGGCGAGAUUCACGUCAUUGGGAUGGCUUACAGGCCGACCGCAUACAAGGUGAUUCUCAAGAAUGGAGGGGGCAAAUUUGAGGUUGUCGAGUGCCCUGUGCCACGCGACGAGGCACGAGACGGCUGGGGCCAUGGCAUGUUCUGGGAGGCUGACGAGUGUGCGAGGUGCCUUCGGGAUGGCAAGAAGGAGAGCGCUGGGCUUCCAUGGGCGGAGAGCAUCGCCAUUAUGGAGUGCAUGGACUCGGCCCUGAGGCAGGGUGGCGUCCAGUAUCCCGAACUCAUCACCACCGACGUGUACGAUCCUCAGAGUCCUCUGAACACUGGCGGUCGGUGAGGCCCAAGGCUUGGGGUGAGAAGCGCAUUUACCACUGGUUUCUGAGCCUGAGCGAGCCCAAGUUGCGCGAGGCGCCGCUAGGGGCGUUGUAGGUGCAUUCGAGAGGGUGUAUGGGUGCCACGCAGUCUGUAGCGAUGGUGUAGGGAUGGUAGACGACCCGCGGCCACGAACCACGACACCGCCUCUUGGGUGUGGCUGCACAGAGAUCUUUACAGGGUCAGGCACGAUUGGAACGUCAGCCCACGUAUACAUGAACAUGCUUUGCUAAGGCGAGACGGCACUUGCUGCCCUUGUGAUGCCGGCCUCGGAUUCAAUGCCGCCUGACCGCGUUGACGUGUACCACAAGCGUGGACUCACCCUCG